AUGCAUCGUAUUCUGACUGCUUGCACAGCUGUAAGGACACUUGUGGACUCACAAGCAGGCGAUGACGCCUCUAUUCUCGACUCAAACGCCCUGGUCCUCUACUUCCCUGGCCCGAACACGGUCACGGGAGAAGACGUGCUCGAGUUCCACGUGCACGGCGGCUCCGCAACCGUCAAAGCCGUUCUCGCAGCAAUCCCCAAGUGCAAAUCAGACGGCAGGAUCCGCUACGCCGAGCCUGGCGAGUUCACCAAGCGCGCGUUCCUCAACGACAGGCUGGACCUCGCGCAGGUCGAGUCCCUCGGCGACACCCUGUCCGCCGACACCGAGCAGCAGCGGCGGGCCGCCGUCCGCGGAAACUCCGGCGUCCUGGGGCGCACGUACGACGCCUGGCGCGAGCAGCUCCUGCUCGCGCGCGGCGAGCUCGAGGCGCUCAUCGACUUCGCGGAGGACCAGCACUUCGACGAGUCCCCCGCGGAUCUGAUGAGCAACGUGAACGCCUUGAUGACCGACAUGCGGCAGAGCAUACUGCGUCACGAAGCGGCUAGCCAGCGCAGCGAGCUGUUGAGGAACGGCAUCCGCAUCGCGCUCCUGGGCCCGCCCAACGUCGGCAAGAGCUCGCUGAUGAACCUCAUCGUGGGACGGGAGGCGUCGAUCGUGUCGAAGGAGGCCGGCACGACGCGAGAUAUCGUGGAAGUCAGCCUCGACAUCAGGGGUUACCUGUGUUCUUUUGCGGACACGGCUGGCAUCAGGACGAAAACUUUGCACAGCGUUGCGGCCGAUUCCAACGAGCCUGCGCUGGGCAAGAUUGAGGAGGAGGGUAUCCGCCGCGCGAAGCAAAAGGCUGCGGAGUCGGACAUCAUUAUCGUUUUGGCGGCCGUCGAGCCCAGACGUGAAGGGGGCUUCAGGAUAAACUACGAUGCGGAAACGUUGAAGCUUGCCUCCGACGCUCAAGCAUGUCUCGUUGUCGUAAACAAGCGGGAUGCAGUAGACUCACCCACGUUCGCCAAACUUGUCACGCAAUUUCGGAGCGAGAUCGACGCCCAUGUGCCUGAAUUAAGUAAAGUCGAGCUGAUUACGAUCUCGUGCCGAGAAGCUCAGUCGCAACACUCAAUUCAAAAGGACCCAGGCGCUAUCAAUGGGCUUACGGACCAGCUCGUAGAGUCGUUCGCUAGCAUGACGUCUCUGCCAUCGGACCAGCAGGACCUGUUGGGCGUGACAGCCAGACAGGCGCAGCUAUUGGGGCAGUGCCGCGGGCUUUUGGACGAGUUCAUGGCGGUUGCGCUGCCCGAGCAUGAGGGCGAGGAGCCGGACAUUGUGCUGGCUGCGGAGUAUCUCCGAUAUGCGGCCGAUUGCCUAGCAAGAAUCACCGGCCGGAUCGAGGCGGGCGAUGUCGAAGAGGUGCUUGGGGUUGUAUUUGAAAAGUAA
Messenger RNA from Colletotrichum chrysophilum, 1425 nucleotides. RefSeq lists its product as uncharacterized. Bases 1 to 1425 code for a protein of 474 amino acids. Gene Ontology annotation, biological process: tRNA methylation; tRNA wobble uridine modification. The record is from RefSeq and is a predicted model, not a curated record. The transcript is spliced from 2 exons. Lineage: Eukaryota; Fungi; Ascomycota; Sordariomycetes; Glomerellales; Glomerellaceae. Gene Ontology annotation, cellular component: mitochondrion; cytoplasm. Gene Ontology annotation, molecular function: GTP binding; protein binding.